AUGGAGGAACGAGAUGAUUUGUCAGAUGAUCAGAGUGAAGAGCAGAGUAGUUAUGAGGAAUGUGAUAGUGUGGAGAAUAAUAAUGUUGAUGAUAAUAAUGAUAGUUGUUGGCAUGAUGAUGAAGGAAUAGACGAUCAGUUAUUCCAAGUUGAUGAAAUGAGGCAAAAUCAGGAUAAUGUGAUAGAUGAGGAUUAUGUGAAUGAUGAUGGUUAUCCUUCCACUCCAAUGAAUACAGAAGAUGAGUGGAAUCAUUUUGAUAUCGACAUGAAGCAAGAGAAGGGAUCGAUAAUAGAACCAUCCAAAGUUACAGAACUUUGUGUUGGUAAAAUGUUUAAUUCUGGUGCUGAUGUUAAAGCUGCAUUGCUUCAGUAUGUGUUGUCGAAAAAGUUUAACGUGAAAUUAGAUAGGAGUGAAAGUAAGAAAUUGAUAGCGGUUUGUACUCAUGAAGGCUGUCAAUGGAGAAUUUAUUGUUCAGUUGACGUAACAUUGGACAAAUGGGUUAUCAAGACCUAUUACCCUCACCACAGUCAUAUCCCAAAUGGAAAGGCAAAGAUGUUGAAGAUGAGACAGAUUGCCAACAUGUUUGUAGACAAGUUAAGGAGAAACCCCGGUUAUACGGCAGCUGAUAUACAAUAUGAUUUGCAAACUGAGUACAAUUUGACAGUACGGAAGACUAUAUGUUAUAAGGCUCGUCGUAUAGGGUUGGGAAUCGUCAUGGAAGAUCAGAAAGUUCAGUUUGGUAAGUUGUGGGAUUAUGAGGCAGAACUGCAUAGAUCCAAUCCUAACAUAACAACAGAAAUUUGCACCAAGACUGAGCGUGGAAAUGAAGUGUUUGACAAGUUCUAUAUUUGUUUCGAGGUGCUAAGAGAGGCAUGGAAACAAUAUUGUCGUCCUGUGAUAGGCUUGGAUGGAUGUUUUUCGAGAUGGAGUUUGAAAGGAGAGUUGCUAACAGCGGUUGGCAUGGAUGGUAAUAACCGUAUAUAUCCAAUCAGCAAGGAGAGUUUCAGUUAUAGCAGGACUGAAGGAGAAGACAAGUCUUUCGAUAUGAGAUCCCUGAAGAUCUUAAAUAGAUCUAGGGUUUAUAGAAAUCGGUUUAGUGAACCGGUUUGA
This is a messenger RNA of Tarenaya hassleriana, 1110 nucleotides long. RefSeq lists its product as uncharacterized. The transcript has a single exon. Bases 1 to 1110 code for a protein of 369 amino acids. The record is from RefSeq and is a predicted model, not a curated record. Lineage: Eukaryota; Viridiplantae; Streptophyta; Magnoliopsida; Brassicales; Cleomaceae.